Molecule: messenger RNA, 2694 nt
Organism: Neodiprion fabricii
Lineage: Eukaryota; Metazoa; Arthropoda; Insecta; Hymenoptera; Diprionidae
Product: RING finger protein 10
Exons: 12
Coding region: 312-2474 (720 amino acids)
Biological process (GO): positive regulation of transcription by RNA polymerase II
Molecular function (GO): metal ion binding; transcription cis-regulatory region binding
Source: RefSeq, a predicted model, not a curated record
AGCUUGGACAUUUUGUCGCCAUCAUAGCGACGAGGUUGUGAUCGGGUGGAUCGCGACAUAAAUCGUCGUUUACGGCGACAGGGAGGCACAUCUCUCCCUCAAAAGUGUACUCUUGUGUGGAAUCUUUAACACCUUAGUUUCGCAUACAAAAAUCUGGUAUCGCCUUUCUGGAGGUUUUAUACUUUGGAACUGUCGAAGAUGGCUUAUUGAAAAGAUGAAGGGCCUGCACCAAAGCUACGUUUCUCCACAAGGAGGAGACCAUAUCUCUGCCAACUACAAUACACUUGGUCGUAACUACGGUCGAUUCAACGAUGGAAAAGAAAUCACGAUUACCGCAGUCGUCCUCCAAGGGGACGACUGGUGAUGCUAAAAAGAACCAAGAUAUCGUAAACACCAAACUAUUUCCGAGAAGCUCACGAAAGCGCGAACCAAUAGGAACCACAAAUUUGCCGAAAAAUGAACAAUCUCGAAAAUCCUAUGUACCAAAAGGAAAAAGUCAUGAUAAGAGACCAAAACCUAAAGGACAGUAUCAUGGCAGUCCAAAGGAGGAUACCAAGGUAGAGGAAAAAGAUGUUGCCGAGUAUGGCUCGGUCAUGGUCCAAGGAAGUAGGAAGCAGAAUUUGAAUCAUCUGUUGAAUUUUCACUACGAGCCGCGGGAUAUACGCGGCGUGUCAAACACACGGAAUCUGGGCAGAUUCAUCAACAAGUAUAAUCAAAAUAGCAAUCGUUGGCUUCCACCCGUGCAACGGCGUAAAUACAACACGGAACAGUUUUUACAAGCCAACUGCCAGUUUGUUGUGAAAAGUGACGGUGAUUAUACAGCUUAUCUCGCUGAUCCUGAUACCCUGGUUCAAUGGAAUUUGAUUGAACAAAUUAGAGUCCACAGCUCGGAGAUCUUAUCUUGUCCAAUUUGUUUAUGUAUGCCUGUUGCUGGCAAGAUGACUCGCUGUGGUCAUGUAUACUGUUUGGCAUGUAUUCUCCACUAUUUAGCAAUAUCGGAUAAGCCUUUGUGUCCCAUUUGCGGAAAAUACAUUGACAAAUCUGACUUAAAAAGCUUUGUACAAAUUACACAAAAAGUAUGGAAUGUUGACGAUACUGUAACUUUGCGUUUGAUGCGUCGUGAAAGAGGAUCAUUGCUUGCAAUUCCUGUAGGAGAUUCUUUUCAAGCGGCUUCCCCAACCACAUUUUUCACAUUGCUCCAAGAUGACCCUAAUAUUAUUUACUCAAAGUUGUUGCUUGCCGACUUCAAUAAGAUUAUAGACAUCAUAGAGUGUGAACGUGUUCAGCUCCAGCUUGAACUAGCAGAAGAUGCUGAGUCUUCAGAAAAUUACUACAUUGAACAAGCUCUCAGGGAAUUGGCUACAAGAGAACAGGAGCUUUUUGCGAAGGCAACAUACUGUAGUUUGGAUCGCGAAGCUGCAGAGAAUAAGAUAAAAGAGGAUGUCAAGGAAAGUCAAUCAAAAAGUAAGGUAGAAGUUGAAGAAAAAGAAUCUGAAUCGAGUAAAGAUUCGGCUUGUGAGUCCGGAGAAAUUCUCGUACCAUGUGCUCACAAUUCCAUCUCCAAACGUCAAACUUUGACUGCUUUGCCGAAGUUUUUUUACUUCUACCAAGCGGAUGAUGGGCAGCACAUUUACCUGCAUGCGAUGAAUGUUAAAAUGCUGGAGCUGCAAUACGGUAGUUUGGAAAAUAGCCCUUCCACUGUAACAGGAAAGUUGUUGGAAAAAGAAACUUGUAGUAUGACUGAAGAGCUGAGACGCAGAUUACGUUACCUUUACCACCUGCCCCUAACUUGCCAAUUUGGGAUUGCUGAGAUUCAACUAAAGCCUCCCAUAAUAUCGAGAGCAAAUCUUUCGGUUUUCAAUGCGCAACUUGUGACACGUAAGAAUCGACGACUGCGUCGUGAACGUGAUGAACAGUACAGGGAGAAAAGGAUCAUGGAAGAAGAAAACAAGCGCAUUGGAAAGUACCCGACUCCGAAUGUGCAUAUUGAGUCUCACCGUCAUUUUCCUCGAUGGCAAUCAGAUUCACCAUCUGUAGAGUUGAAUAUUCCAUCUUCACCGGAAUCCGUAGUGUCCAGCGUAGCAAGCAGUCCAACAAUGCAAUCUUUGAACAUGGAUUUGGCAACUGCAGAUUCCCGUGACAGUGGACCAUCUUUUGCAGAGAUGUUACGUACUACUGGAUCACAAGGUUCAUCGAAAAUCAAUGUGCCUGCAUCGUCAGCCUGUAAUUGGCCUCAGCAAAGAGGUGCUGCACUCACAUCAAUUUCAGACAGUGAAGAGGUUGAAGGGUAUGCUCCAGCUCCAUCCUACAGUCAAAGCUUUAGCGAUGCUUUGGCAACAGCUUUAGAACACACAGAGCUACAGCCUACAGGAAGCAGCGAAAGUCAUGACAGUGCUUCUGGAAAGAAACAGAAAAAGAAAAAGAAAGGAAAAGCAACAGUCCUCUUCGCUACAAACAUGGCUCGUGCAUCAUAGAUGCAACUGUGCAAUUUAAUUGCCUAUUCUUCUUGACGGUCUUUCCCUGGCAUUGUUUUGCCAUUAUGGCGGAUUAUCGAUCUUGGUUCAAAUACAUGUAUAUUAUUUUCAAAAAUCAUGGCAUCAAUAUACCUAAUUUUUAUUUAAGUAACAUGUAAAAAUGGACGAAUAUUUGAUGUAACUAUUGUGUCCACAUAAAUAUGAUUAAUUUUGGUUUGGA